Molecule: messenger RNA, 2163 nt
Organism: Trichoderma asperellum CBS 433.97
Lineage: Eukaryota; Fungi; Ascomycota; Sordariomycetes; Hypocreales; Hypocreaceae
Source: RefSeq, a predicted model, not a curated record
AUGGCCAUGAAAAUGCAAGAAAACUAUAUUGAAGGUAUCAUCCGAGUGCCGCUUACGCAGUUUGUCGCAGAAGAGAGCCGCAACCACCCGCCAAACUGCAUUACUGUCUGUGGCUUUGAAGGCGUUCUCCAAAAUCCUAGGCAUCAGAUCACAGGGUACAUUAGUUAUCAGCUACAGAACAAGUUAUUAAACGAUCUUAAGCUUUCUCCGAAAGAGUUCAAAAAAACAAUUGGUUCAGCUGCAAUUCCUACCAUCGCCGACCAAGAUAUACAUUGUUUAGUCAACGGUAGCGCCUUGGAGGCUGCACAGCAAUUGCACAAGUCGGGAGGCUUAGCUGAGUGCACCGUCCAAAUUUGCUAUCUGCCUCCCCCUCAAUCAAAAAAAUUCUCUGAUGGAGAAAUUUUUCAAAAUGUUCGACACUUCGUAAAGCAAGAACGCUACCACAUUGCACAGCAGUGGGUAAAUAUCGUGUCUGGACCAAAGCGGCGGCAUUUGACUUUUUUGUUUGAUCGUCCGCUUAUUAUGCACGCACUAGAUCGCUUGCUCUGUUUACCAGGACUGUGGGCUGGUCUACAAUUGGGAAAUUGGGCCAAGCAUCUCGCCGCCCACGUUGAUGAGCUUAUUAUCAACUACCUGGCCCACAUUAGCGAUUCAUAUGAGAAGAUUUUUCGUGGACAUGAAGAUCUGAAACAUUUGCUCGACGAAUCAACCGUUAAGCAAAUCCAGAAUCGCGCUCCCCGCUGGUCUUCAAAUGAUCGCCACUAUAUUGAAGAGGCGUUUCGACAGAAGAUCAUCUUUACAGAUAUAACAUCUCGAGACGUAUUAGCAAAAUUGGAACAAAAUCUUCUUUCGUUUGAAACAAUUAUUCCAAGUAUACAAACAUUUCAUCAAAAUAUGAAAUACAUCACUAUUGGAAUUAAAAUCUUGGAAAAGCAUAUAGCGAUACAGCCAGCGGCAACGAAGAAAGGUGAUAUAACAAGGACAAGGCCCAGUCUUAUUGAUAGCUUGAAGAACGACUGGGUUGGCAGUACUACAACAGGUCACUUCCAAGUUGAUCAUGAGAAAUUCAUACCUGCUACGGAGGCAAACGCAGAUACGUCAAUUGCUCAAUUAUUAUUAGCGGCGCUUCGCUACUUUCCGCUGCUAUGUAGGGAAGCGCCGCUGCAAGAUGUGGAUUGCGAGUGGAAGGCUCCCGAGCCAAGUGAUUAUAGCACGCUAAUCCGGCGGACGGCGCUUCAAUUAGGCUUUGACAACCCAAAAAUCAGGAAAGACGUCGGGAAUGCUACAAUGAACUAUCCGCUAUAUGAAAAGCCCUUUGCUAGAAGGCGGUGGCGUUCUGGAAAGCUACCGUGCCAUUCGUUCGCGUUGCUGUUUGAUCAGUCAUUUUUUCUGCAACUUUUUGGACAGCCGUUUGAGCAGUCAACUGUCGUAACCCCCCUGCGCACCCAGAGUGCUAUUUUACGGGCGUUCUUCAACCUCUGGGACUACUACGCAAUUUCCGCGGCGCCUGGCAUAGAUAUGGCAGAGGCGGGUAUGGAUGUAGAGGAGUCUCCGUGGGCGGAGACUCAGUGGGCGGAGAUUUUAAGCUCCCGGUCCUUAGAGAAACCAACGCGCUUUAAGAGGAAGAGGACUAAACCACUUCAAAAUGACCAAAGAGCCGGAGAACAUUGGGAGGUGCCGCCCAAAAACACGCAGGAAAUGCAAAUGGUCCCAUGGGUCCCAUCAGUCCAGGCAGCCCCAGUGCCUCAGCGCCAACUCACCAUCUUCGAGGAAGCCCUCCCUACUCCGAAUAAGCCUCUGAUGCGAGCUAUUAAUGACUACGACGACGAGGAUGCUGAGCCUGCCAUCAAUAAUAGGAGAAAACGUGCCGACAUCCGUCCAACGAAAAAGUUCAAAGGCAACUCCACGGCAUCCACGAUACCACUGCUACAUGAAGGUACAGAGCCGCCUGCAACCACAGACGCGCCUGCAGGCAUAAAGCUACAUGAAGGUACAGAGCCGCCUGCAACCACAGACGCGCCUGCAGGCACAGAGCUACAUGAAGAUACAGAGCCCGAUGAAAUGGUUGUGGACAGAGAUAUCAUCCCAGAACAAACAGCAACUGUUAAUAAACAGGGCGCGCAGGCACUAGAUUCUGAUGAUGAGUUUGGUGGCAUUCGAUAA